AACAAGAAAUACCAUGGAACUCGAAUAACUAGGCUGCAUCCGACAUUUUAUACUGGAUUUCCUGCGAUUAUCUCUUUAAAAGGAUAGCCGUGAGAGACGAAAGAAAUUAUUACACGGAGAGGAGAAUGACCGUAACACUGAACUAAUUAUAAGAAUGCUUAACCCUGCUGCACUGUGCAAACGCGUGAUGUAAUGAAUUUGCUAUCACGCUACAUCCUUGUAUCCAUGUCUCGACAUGGAUCAUCAAUUUUUACCGAGAGAUAAAAUCGCUCGUAAAUGCGACGCAUUUGUUUAAUACUCGUCGCAUGCGACGUGGAUGUACACCGAGAGGGAAAUUUACGUGGAGUGUGUAGGUAAGAUUGUUGUAUUCUUUCUCUCGAGAAUUUCUUUGAACGAGAAAUAUACCAUCGCAAUUCUAGAGAGUAUAUUUGCAGUACAAUCGCAUAAUAUCAGUUUUGAUGAAACAGCUGCGAGCCGGCCUAGAAUUAGUCGGCAAAAUAAUGGCAUAAAGCGAUACGCGUGUCCCGUAGGAUUCUUCCGAUUGAAGAGAUAUUGUUAUUAUUUAAGCGGCGGUAUGGCACCCUGGAGAGAAGCCUAUUUUCACUGCAAAGAUAGAAAUGCCACUCUGGCUAUUCUCGAUAGAAAUGGGAAGGACCGAAUGUUAAGAAAAUAUUUGUGGAACGAUCAAUUUACAAAAUUAGAAAGAUGGAUCGGUGGAAUAUAUAAUUGGCAACAAAUGGCUUGGGAAUGGGGCAUUACUGGAGAAAAGGUACAUUUUCAAAAUUUUGGUCUACCUGAAUUUAAUCGAUCGAAACAAUACGCCUGGCACUGUAUCACGAUCGAUCCCAUGUUAAAGUAUAAGUGGAGACCACAAAGUUGCGUCGAACGAAAACAUUAUGUAUGCGAGGUACUGGCUGGACGUAUAGUCAGAAGACGUAAAAAAACGGCAAAUUCUCGUGCAUUGCAAAAUCAAAAAUCCCGAAAAAAAGGUAAAAAAUAUUUAAAUGAAUCACACAAGUCAAAUGGACGAAAUAAACAGCGAAAUGCAUGGAAAAAAAGAAAUUAUGUAGAGCAAAAUGCAGACGAUUGGGCACAUGGUGUGAAAUUGGGUUCAAGGCCACCAUCUUACAACGAAAAAAUGUAUUAUUUGAAUCCACGAAUGCGGCAUCAUUCGAAUAGAAGUGGACUGAUAAUGACACAAAUUCAAGAAAAAAAAUACAAUGCAUUUCUAGCAGAUGGAUCCAAUAACGGUCCACAAAGUCUAACGGAUAGAAAUAGAAUUUUUCCUCAAAUCUCUGGAAUCAAUUUGGCGAGUGAAGAAGUUCUAAAAGGUUCUUAAAGCCAUAAGCAAAACGUUGUAUAUUAUUAACUAAAUUGUACCCUUUAUACGACUUUAAACAUCAUUGAUCAUUGAUCAUUAUUAUUUUAAAAAAAAUCUUCCAAAUAUUGAUAUAAUAAUUAUCAUAAUCAUAUUUAUAUAAUAUUUAUCGAAUAAUAGAUUUAUCAAGUAAUGAAUCGAAUAAAAUUAAUCAAAUUAAAUUCUAGUUUUCAUUUUAACUUUGUGGAAGAUGAAAAUCGUUUAGAUUCUAUUAAAGAUUGUCGAGUACAGACUGAAAUAAUUUAUUCACAGAUUGGCGAAAUAGUCUCUCAUGUUCCUUUCUUUAAAUAAAUGUAAGAGUUUUGAAAAUGUAUGUAAGUAUUUCUGUCUAAUUAAUUAGUUAGUUAGUUAAAAUUAUUUCGAAACAUAAAAAAUAAUAGUUCGAUGUUUAUUAUCACGUAUCACAUAUAUAUACUAUGCAAUUAAUAUUGCUUCUCAUUUUAAUUGUAUCUAUUUCUUUAUUUAAUUAACAUAUAUGAAAUGCGGAUUGACAUUAUUUGAGAAUUCUAUUUUUUAAUGUUAAUUUUCGCUCAUUGUUUCGCCCAUUGGUAUUAUAUAAGGCAUUUAUAUAUAUAAGAAAAGAUAAUAAAAUGUGAAAGUAAGAAUAUAUUUAAAUACAUCUGUAUUUUUUAAAUUUUUUUGUAAAAAAAAAAAUAAAUACUUAUUCAUAAAAAAA
Apis cerana (Asiatic honeybee) is the source of this 2054-nucleotide messenger RNA. RefSeq lists its product as uncharacterized. Lineage: Eukaryota; Metazoa; Arthropoda; Insecta; Hymenoptera; Apidae. The record is from RefSeq and is a predicted model, not a curated record.